AUGGCUAUUACGCUUUGGGCUUUAAUAAGUUUUUGGUAUGCUUUUAGCAUUAAACCGUUAAAAUUAGGUUUGUUUGCGGGGGUUGCGGGCCGGAAUGGCUAUUUAGCAGCGCUUUUGGGGCGGCCCGUUGCCGGUAUAAUUAUAUGGAAGGUUAUUGCGCCGUAUGCCAAAACCGUGCGGUACAUUACGUUGUAA
Gaeumannomyces tritici R3-111a-1 is the source of this 195-nucleotide messenger RNA. RefSeq lists its product as hypothetical. The transcript is spliced from 2 exons. The coding region runs from base 1 to 195 and encodes 64 amino acids. Lineage: Eukaryota; Fungi; Ascomycota; Sordariomycetes; Magnaporthales; Magnaporthaceae. The record is from RefSeq and is a predicted model, not a curated record.